AACACGAACAAACGCAACUUAUAAGUAAAUAAAUAAAUAAAAAGAGCAUGAAGCUUCCAUGUCUUUCAGAUUCUGGUGGAGACGCGAGAACAUGAAGAUCAAACAAAUUAAAAAAAAAAAAAAGAGUUUGAUAAAUAGGAGAAGAAGAGCGUUGAUGUCAAUGAAAAAAGGGAGCCAACGUUGUCGAGAAAAGGGAGAAGACGUGCCGAAAUUUUAAGGAGUUUUUUUUUGUCUUUCGACGUUUUGUUACGCAGGACAAGACCUUGUUUGGUGUUUCUCGCGAGUGACAAAUAUUGAGGCCUUUGUUCUGUCACGCGUUGUUUAUUUUGUCUAGUCCCAUGCUCAUUUUACAAACCUAACAUAGAACAAUUACUGUUGUGUUGUUAUGUUCCUGAAAUUUUAAAAAUCAAAUCAAUCUUAGGGAACUCAAGAAUCCCAACUGAAAGUAUUAUUUCAUUUUUAAAUGGGUAGAACCGGUAAAAGAAAAUUAAUUAAGUGCUAAAUAAAUAAGAAGCUUCACAUGUCUUCUAGUCACACAACAAAAUAAAAAAAUACUGCAUAAUUGACGAAUAGAAUUCUGUCAUGACCUAGACUAUAAAUAGCAUGCUUACUCGACGUUGAUAUCACACAUAUUUGAGGUUAAACAAAACUAUAUUCCAAAUACGUCGAUCUGUUCUUUUUUUUUGAAGUUUAAACAAAUGGAGUCUCCUUCAUCCUCCCUCGUUGAAAAGAUUAAGGGGAAAAUAUUCUCAUCAAAUGUUGAUCCCUAUACUUCUAUAUGCCCCUCAGCUUAUGAUACUGCAUGGUUAGCAAUGAUACCUGAUUCCCACAAUUCUUUCAAACCCAUGUUCAAAAACUGCUUGGACUGGCUUCUCAACAACCAAAAUCAACAAGGGUUUUGGGGUGAGUGUGAUGCCUUUGGAAAACCCACAUUGGAAACACUUCCGGCAACCCUAGCUUCCAUUGUUGCACUCAAAAAGUGGAACACCGGUGCAUUAAUGAUAGACACAGGUUUGGUCUUCAUUGAAACAAAUAUUGAAAAGCUGCUCAAGGAUAUCGACAACAAUUGUCCUCGUUGGUUUAGGAUUGUUUUUCCAGCCAUGGUUCAACUUUCAGAGAGUGUUGGUUUAGAAAUUGUGUUCCCAGAUGCAGUGACAGGGUCUGUGUCAAGGAUCUUUCACGGUCAACAAUAUCUUCUUAACAAGGAGGAACUUGUGGGGAAGCAUUGCUUCCCACCACUGUUAUCAUAUCUUGAAGCUUUGCCACCUACAUAUACAAUAAGUGAAGAAGAUAUACGUAGCAAUCUCAGUGAUGAUGGUUCAGUGUUCCAAUCACCCUCUGCUACUGCAAAAGCUUUCAUGGCUACUGGGAAGAUUGAGUGUCUGGCCUAUUUACAGUCUCUAAUUCAAAGAUGUCCUGAUGGAGUUCCACAAACGUACCCCAUGGACGAGGAACUUAUAAAGCUUUGCAUGGUAAACCAAUUACAAAGGCUAGGGUUGGCUGAGCACUUCGUUGAAGAGAUUGAUGAAAUUUUGGCCAAGGUCUACAGGAACUAUGUGGAGCAAGAAUCAUGGGUAAAACCUACCAAUAUGGUGGCAGCUCAACUUCACAAAGACUCCUUGGCAUUUCAUCUCCUAAGGAUGCAUGGAUACAGCGUAUCACCAUCAUUACUGUUUCGUUGGUUUCUUGAUGAUGAAGAGAUUAGAACACGAGUUGAAAAGGAACCCGAACACUUUUCAACUACAAUGCUUUCAAUGUACAGAGCCUCAAACCUUAUUUUCUGUGGGGAAAAUGAACUUGAGGAUGUCAAAUCUUUCACGAGGGAUCUACUAAAGAGAAGCUUGGUAACUAAAAACGGUGAAACGCAGAGGAAAUUGUCCCAAUUCCAGCAAAUGGUUCAACGUGAAUUGAAUAUUCCGUGGCUGGCUCACAUGGAUCAUUUGGAUCAUAGGAUCUGGAUAGAAGAAAAUGAAGAAGUCAAUUUCCUAUGGAAAGGAAAGACCUCGCAUGUUAGGAUUUCACACUUUCACAACGUUGAUCUCCUUCAACUUGCCAUGCAAAAUUACGAGUUUAAGCAAUCAAUUUUCAAAAGUGAAUUAAAAGAAUUGAUGAGGUGGGCCCAAAAUUGCGGUCUAACGAAUAUGGGAUUUGGAAGAGAGAAGACCACAUAUUGUUACUAUGCUAUAGCUGCUGCCACUACCUAUCCAAAUGACACUUACGUACGAAUGUUAGUGGCAAAGAGUGCUGUAAUGAUCACAGUUGCGGAUGAUUUCUUUGACGCAGAAGGAUCAUUCAAGGAGUUGAACGAUUUCAUGAAUGCAGUUAGAAGGUGGGAUUCUAAGGGCUUAAGUAGCCACGGCAAAGUCAUAUUUGAAGCUCUUGAUAAUCUCGUGAGUGAAGCUUCUGGAAAAUAUGUCGAACAAGGAGGGAUUCAUGAUAUACAAAGUAGUCUACAAGAUCUAUGGUAUGAAACUUUCCUUUCGUGGCUAACGGAAGCAAAGUGGAACAAAAAGGGAGAGGCACCAUCAAUUGAUGACUACCUGAAGAAUGGGAUGAUCUCUAUUGCCAUACACACCAUGAUUCUUCCAGCUUCAUGUUUUUUGAAUCCCAGCUUGUCAUACGAGAAUCUCAGGCCGGCUCAAUAUGAACCCAUCACUAAACUACUAAUGGUUAUAUGUCGUCUAUUAAAUGAUAUACAGACCUACAAGAGGGAAACUGAAGAGGGAAAGUGGAAUUUUCUUGGGCUCAAUUUGAUGAAGAACCCAAAUUUUGGGAUGGAAGAUUCAAUUGCUUUGGGGAGAGAGAUCAUAGAUGAAAGGACGAAAGAGUUCAUUCAGCAUGUUCUAGUUAAUGGUCAAAGUGAUUUGCCCAAGCCUUGCAAGCUGCUGCAUCUGACAUGCUUGAAAGUUUUUCAUCUGUUUUACAACUCUAGAAAUGCAUUUGACUCUAACACACAACUGCUUGAGGAUAUUAAUAAAGCAAUUUAUCUUCCUCUACGGAGAAACACAAAGACCACCAAGAUUGAUCUCUCUCAGCUGCGUUCAAUGCCAAAAAUGAAAGAUAAAAGUAUUCAGAGGCCACGGUUCAAUUGGUCCUUUAAACACAAUAGAAGCUUUUGUGUGCAUCAAGUAAUUUCUCCACCUGCUUUAAGAAAUGGAUAUGGGAUAAUAUCCUUCAAUCCGAAAGCCUUAAUACCGGGCUUUAUCUAAGCUGAACAAAGUGCUGGUAAUUAGAGAAAUUAUAUUUGUACAAUAACAUCAUGUAGUACAAAUCUUAUAACAAAAAAGAAAAAAACUUAAAAUAUAAUAAAU
Molecule: messenger RNA, 3311 nt
Organism: Glycine soja
Lineage: Eukaryota; Viridiplantae; Streptophyta; Magnoliopsida; Fabales; Fabaceae
Product: (E,E)-geranyllinalool synthase
Exons: 12
Coding region: 699-3209 (836 amino acids)
Biological process (GO): diterpenoid biosynthetic process
Molecular function (GO): terpene synthase activity; magnesium ion binding
Source: RefSeq, a predicted model, not a curated record